AUGUGGGAUCUUUUUUAUCUCAAAUUGCUAUUCUGGAUUUUGUUGCUGUCUUUAUGCAUCUUUAUGGUACACCGGAAAACCAAAGUCGCCGCCAAAUUCCGUGAGCUACGUCUAAGGCUACAGUCGCGCUUCAACAGGCGUAUUCGUCUGAAUGAUUCCUUCGCAGAUGAUCUAGAAAAUGGUCUCCAUUCAAGCAAUUUUGAUAUCAUCUCAGAAAAUAGUAAUGAUACGAGAGGUGGAUUAGACGAUACUUCCAAGAAUGAGAUCAAAGAAAUCAUGCAAAACGACAGUAUAGAUUUCGAUAAAGCUAGAUUACUGUACAUGGAAAGAAAGUUCGGUCAAAAUGGUAUAGCUCCCGAUGGGACUCCUGCGGACCCCAAGGCUUUCACCUUUGAUAAAUAG
Saccharomyces kudriavzevii IFO 1802 is the source of this 402-nucleotide messenger RNA. RefSeq lists its product as uncharacterized. The transcript is spliced from 2 exons. The record is from RefSeq and is a predicted model, not a curated record. Bases 1 to 402 code for a protein of 133 amino acids. Lineage: Eukaryota; Fungi; Ascomycota; Saccharomycetes; Saccharomycetales; Saccharomycetaceae.